AUGUUUUACUACGCUGCAGCAGCUGCAGCUGGACCGUCAUUAAGCACUCCACAGGAGGAAGCUCCGUCUACUCUUCAAAACAAAACCACGAGCUCUCAUCCUCAGAUCGACGAUGGGAACACUGCCACUUCACAGGGAACUCGCAAGCGUGGCACCAAACGAGGGCGACCGACGAAGAAUCCCGUCUGGACAUUCUUCCGUCGUAUCGAUGAUAAAAGUGUCCAGUGUAAUAUGUGCGCGAGGCUUGUCAAGUCAGCAUGCGCUACAAAUAUGAGUAAGCACCUGGAGCGACAUCAUCAGAAUGCCGCCGCAGUGACAACGCCAAGUCCAAUUGAUCAAGUUGACUUCAACGCUCACAAGUACGAUCAGUCUGUUGUGAGCCGGUACGAUGUUCAUCAGCCACCUCCAUGGAAUCCGUACUCGCAAGCACAUGCAGCCACUGAAGCACGGUGGUCACGAGCUAUGAUCACUACCAGAACAUGCAAGCACUACAGCGCCCCCUACCAGGUGUCCCAUGGAAUGCAGACCGACGAGGUGCAAAAAGAAAUCGUCGAACGAAACAUCCGGUGA
Molecule: messenger RNA, 570 nt
Organism: Cooperia oncophora
Lineage: Eukaryota; Metazoa; Nematoda; Chromadorea; Rhabditida; Trichostrongylidae
Source: the annotation of a GenBank genome assembly